UAUAUAGCUUAAUCAAGGUCAAGUUCAUAGCAGUUACCAGUUGUCAAUGGCAGCCACAUUGCUAGCAUUUUUCUUUGUGUUCAUUGUCCUAUGCUUCUUCCUCCAAAUCCACAGGAAAAAACCAGAAACCAAUAACAAUCUGCCACCUGGAAGCUUCGGAUGGCCGUUUUUAGGUGAAACCAUAGAGUUCGUCCGUGCACAAAGACAUGGAGCCCCGGAGAAAUUCGUGAGAGAUAGAAUGGAGAGAUAUGGCAGUCCUUUGGUUUUCAAAACAUCGUUGCUCGGCCACCGUAUGGCUGUCUUUUGUGGGCCUGAGGGGAACAAGUUUUUGUUUGGAAACGAGAACAAACUGGUGGCGUCGUGGUGGCCCGAAGCAAUCCAGAUGCUGUUUGGUAAAUGCUUAAAUACAAGCCGCGGAGAUGAAGCCAAAUGGUUGAGGAAGAUGAUGCUGGCCCAUCUAGGUCCGGAUGCUUUAUCGAAUCGUUUGACUGGCACCAUGGAUAUAGUUACCCGUCUCCAUAUCCAAAAUCAAUGGCAAGGUAGGAGUGAGGUGAAAGUUUUCAACACGGUGAAACCAUACUUAUUCGAGCUCGCGUGUCGUCUGUUUCUAAGUCUCGAAGAUCCAAAACAUGUUGCAGAACUUGGAUCUUUAUUCAACACUUUCCUAAAAGGGCUAGGGGAACUGCCUAUCAAUAUCCCAGGGACACGUUUUUACCAUGCUAAAAGAGCGGCAACUGCUAUUAAAAAACAUCUAAUCAUGAUUAUUAAGCAAAGGAAGCUGGCCCUAAAACAAGAAAAUGCACCAUCUUUUGAAGACCUUUUGUCACAUUUGCUUCUAUCUUCAGAUGAAAAUGGUCGGUUUUUAUCCGAAAUGGAGAUUGCAAAUAACAUUUUAUUGCUACUCUUUGCCGGUCAUGACACUACCGCCGUCUCCAUAACAUUACUCAUGAAGGGUCUUGGGGAACAUCCGGAUGUUUACAAAAACGUGUUGAAAGAGCAAUUGGCCAUUUUGGAGGAAAAAGCGCCUGGUGAGGUGCUAAAGUGGGAGGAUAUACAGAAGAUGAGAUACUCCUGGAAUGUAGUAUGUGAAGUACUCAGAUUAAUUCCACCUGUGACUGGAGCUUUCCGCGAGGCCCUGGUGGAUUUUGAGUACGCGGGUUACACAAUCCCCAAAGGAUGGAAGAUAAUAUGGAGUGCAGUCAUGACACAUAAGGAAGAAGAUAACUUCCCAAACGUUACGAAAUUUGAUCCUUCAAGAUUUCAAGGAACCGGACCCACACCAUUCGCCUAUGUUCCAUUUGGAGGCGGUCCUAGGAUGUGUUUAGGGAAAGAACUAGCCCGUGUGCAAAUACUCGUGUUCCUACACAAUAUUGUGACUAAGUUUAAGUGGGACCUACUAAUUCCCAAUGAGAAAAUCGAGUACGAUCCUUUGGCUACCCCAGUACAAGGACUCCCAAUUCGACUCCAUCCUCAUGAUAUUUGAAGCUUUUCUAUCAAGUAUUUGUUAGUCUGGUUAUGUAUCAGUGCUAAACAUUUUUUUAAUAUUAAUUAUACUUGUGUAACCCCUGCAUAGUUGAGUAAAAACAAAAAAGAAUAUCAAACUUCUUUCAAGAUUGAUGAACA
Messenger RNA from Helianthus annuus (common sunflower), 1623 nucleotides. RefSeq names its product beta-amyrin 28-monooxygenase. Bases 47 to 1483 code for a protein of 478 amino acids. The transcript is spliced from 4 exons. Gene Ontology annotation, biological process: sterol metabolic process. The record is from RefSeq and is a predicted model, not a curated record. Lineage: Eukaryota; Viridiplantae; Streptophyta; Magnoliopsida; Asterales; Asteraceae. Gene Ontology annotation, molecular function: oxidoreductase activity, acting on paired donors, with incorporation or reduction of molecular oxygen; heme binding; monooxygenase activity.